GCCUCUGCAACCACAUCUCAUCUCGCUCGCUCUCACUUCCACCAGUACAAGCCCAGUAGCCCGACAGAACCCUGUACGUCUGAUCGACUCACCAUGUCGACGGUGACCCGUGCCUACCUGGACCAGAGGCUCGCCAUGGCCAAGCGCUGCUCCAGAGAGGCGACGCUCGCCGGAGCCAAGGCGGCGGCCGUCGCCACCGUCGCAUCUGCAGUCCCAACGCUGGCGAGCGUGCGGAUGCUGCCGUGGGCCAAGGCGAACCUGAACCCGACGGGACAGGCGCUCAUCAUCUGCACGGCGGCCGGGAUGGCCUACUUCGUCGCAGCCGACAAGAAGAUCCUCUCGCUGGCGCGGCGCCACUCGUUCGAGGAGGCGCCCGAGCACCUCAGGAACACCUCCUACCAGGGCGCCGCCCGCCCGCACCCGGCCUUCUUCAGGCCUUGAUCGCUGGUGCCGUGUGCAUGCCCGUGUCCUCGAUGCCCAGGCUCAGUGUUCUCAGAGAAAGUGUAAUGGUAGUGCUUGGGUUAUUAUUGUGAUGUAACUACUACUACCUUCUUGAAUCAUUAUUGAUGCUGCCUCCAAAUAAUUAACUAGCA
Molecule: messenger RNA, 593 nt
Organism: Panicum virgatum (switchgrass)
Lineage: Eukaryota; Viridiplantae; Streptophyta; Magnoliopsida; Poales; Poaceae
Product: early nodulin-93-like
Exons: 3
Coding region: 94-441 (115 amino acids)
Source: RefSeq, a predicted model, not a curated record